Molecule: messenger RNA, 1137 nt
Organism: Didymodactylos carnosus
Lineage: Eukaryota; Metazoa; Rotifera; Eurotatoria; Philodinida; Philodinidae
Source: the annotation of a GenBank genome assembly
AUGAUAAUUGCAAAUACUUUCAUUUAUCCAUCAGGUUUAACCGAAAGUAGUUGUACAAAUGGAAAGGCAUGGACAACGUGGUUCAAUGUAGGACAUCCUAGCAGUACUUCAGGUGAUCGGGAAGUAAUAGCAAUAAUUAAACAAAUGUAUCCAAAUCAAAUGUGUUUGGCACCGUCUAUAAUUCAGGGUAGAGCAACGAAUACUUUCAGUGGAGAUGUUCAACUAUCUCUUCAAGCCGAUCAAAAUGGAGCAAUAACAGAAUUUUCAAGCACAACACCAAUGAUUGAUUUUGAAGCUCGUUAUUGUUGUCCAACAGAUUCAUUUGAGCAAACAACAACGACCACAGCAGCUCCACGACCCAUUGAUAGUACUACAUGUGGACGAUCAGAAAUAAGUCCAUUGCCAAACACACGUAUUUUCGGUGGAACACAUGCUAUCCCUAAUUCAUGGCCGUUUAUCGUGCUAUACGAAGAACGAAAGCCGUGUGAUUUUAAUCCAGCCUACGUUUGUACCGGUAGUUGUGGUGGAAGUUUAAUUGAUGCUCGUCAUGUUUUAACAGCUGCACAUUGCGUCAAUACACGGGAUCCAUCAUCAAUCACAAUAACCGCUGGUAUUCAUAAUAAAAUGAUUCAUGAAGAGACGAGACAAGUCAUGCAAGUUGAAAAAAUAUUUGUUCAUUCUGGAUAUAACAAUGUAUCUCAUCCAGAUGAUAUAGCUAUAGUGCGUUUGUCCAAACCAGUUACAACUAAUAAAUAUGUGAAUACAAUCUGUUUACCAGGACCGGAACCAGAAAUUAAUGAGGAUGUAGCAAUCGCAGGAUGGGGAUCUGAAGCAUUGGGUGGUCAAGUGUAUCAUCAACUGAAACAAGCUUGGAUGAAAGUUGUAGGUGAAUGCGAAAGAUGGUGGAGAAUCGAUAAUUCAAAACAAAUGUGUAUUGCAAAUCCUACAGAAGGUCAUUCAGCUUGUCAAGGUGAUUCCGGCGGACCGGUCAUGACAAAACGAAACGGUCAAUGGAUUGCUUCGGGUGUUGCCAGCUAUGUGGCUGAUUGUAAGACUCAUGGUACUUUGGCGCCAAACGUCUAUACAAGAGUGUCAGCCUAUCUUCCAUGGAUCAAAAAUAUAAUCGAUAAUCAAUGA